AUGGUCACUGACGAUGCCUGUCAAGACAUUCUUGGGAAAAGACAAGGAGAGACCAGAAUCCUCGUCUCUUUCAACGCUGCACAUCGGUACCCAAACCUCAGACCCACCCGACCGCACCCCAGCCUCCCGGGGCUCCCCGAGGCGUGCACGUCCCCACCUCGCCCGCAACAUCACGCCUCUGAAGCCGGCCGCCCGCAGCCCCCGCGGGUCCCCGCCGUCGCCGCCCCUCCAGCCGGUCCACGGGCACCCGCCGGUGGGCUGGGUGGGGCCGCCCUCUCGGACGUCCCAUCCCCCCCGGCAGGGCGCGGAGGGGGAGGGGUCCCCGCGCCUCACCUACGACUCCGCCCUCCCCGGGGGCGCGCUGCCCGGACCCAGCCAGGGCCGUGGGGAGGAGCGGGCGCAGGAGAGACGAGGGCCCUGGCGCCAGCGACGGGCGGGAAGCUCCAGGCGCCGCCCGAUCCCGAGCUGCCGCCACCGCGGCCGUCUCACCCUCCUCUGGGCUGCCGAUGCCGCUGCCCGCCCGGGCGCCGCCGCCGCCACUACCGCCGCCGCCACAGCUCGGCCCGGGCGCCCGACGUCACCGCGCCCCGCCCCCUGCGCGAGUCCUCAGCCCCGCCCCGGGCCGACGUCAGCGCGAGCCCCGCCCCCGCCCGGCCGCGCCCGCUGGCCGUCCCGCAGCCUCCUGGGAGGGCGACUCGGCCGUGCGCGGGCCUCGGGCCCCUUCUAAGGGGCCGGUGGGCUGGGGGCUGGCGGGUGCGGGUGCACACGCGUACACACUCCCUGCGCGGGGCGCUCGGCGUCUGUCUCCUCCCGCUUGCCGUAGGAGGCGGCGCGGCACCGACAGUGGGCAACCACCACCGCCUCGGCGGACCGGUGCCGCGGAACCAGGGCCCAGGUCUCUCGGGGCAGGUGGGUUUCCCGCCCCGAGGCCCUCGGACUAUCCGCACCGCCCGGGAGACACUGCCGGCGGCCUGUCCGCGGUUCACCUCGGCGGCCUUCCCUGUCCUCGCGAGUGGCAGGCGGCCCCGCGUCGGGCGCCCCCGAUUGUGGUGCCGAAGCGCUGGCAGGUUUCGUAGUCUGAGGCGCGCACCGUUACUGUGAGGCUGUAGUAUUCUUGCCCUGGAAAUCCCAUGGAGAGAGGAGCCUGGCAUCCAUGGAGGAGUUACAUCCAUGAGGUCGCAAAGAGUCAGAUACAACUUAGCAACUAAACAGCAACCAAGAAAGGUAUGAUGGAAUACAAUCUGCAAAAAAAAGCAAACCAUGCCAUACACCUGAACCUAAUCCAACAUUGUAAAUCAAUUAUACUUCAGUGAAAAGUAAAAUUGCUCUAUUUUUGUUCCAGUC
This is a messenger RNA of Cervus elaphus (red deer), 1344 nucleotides long. Its product is annotated as atherin-like. The coding region runs from base 1 to 1101 and encodes 366 amino acids. The record is from RefSeq and is a predicted model, not a curated record. The transcript is spliced from 3 exons. Lineage: Eukaryota; Metazoa; Chordata; Mammalia; Artiodactyla; Cervidae.